CUGUCAAAUGUAUAUUUCUCCGACAUCCGACCAAAACUAAACAAGAAUCCAACAAAUACCUUCCUUAAUUAUUUAUUUGCUUUAAAUUAAAAUAAAAGACAAAAAUAAAUUAUGAGAGAAGUUGACCAUCGGUCCUCGUCUCAUCGUUCGCGCCACAAAUCCAAAUCCAAGUCACGUGAACGACACCGAGAUAGAAAUAGUCACAGGGAUAGGGAUAGGGACCGGGAUAGAGACCGGGAUAGGGACAGGAAUAGAGAUCGAGACCGAGAUCGAGAUAGGGACUACUACUCGCGUCGGCGGAGACGUUCCUCUUCGCGGUCGCGUCCAUCAAAGUCAAGAAAAAAGAAAUCCAAAAAGAAGCGUUAUCGUAGCAGCAGCAGCAGCAGCAGUUCCUCCAGUAGCCGCAGUCGGUGCUCAAUAAAGUCAAGCAGUUCCAGCACACGAAAGACGACGGCAACGAUAACUCGGCCGCCAAGUUCCGACGAGAAUUCCAUGUCAGUCCAAUGUCCACCUCCGCCAAAAGACUUACACGUUCUAAGUAGUUUUCGUGACCGUGACGCACUUGCUAAGAUCGAAGAAGAUUCCUUUACGGCAACGCCAUUCGUCAGUUCGUUGUCGACCAAGAAGAUUUCCGAUAAAGUAAUAAUCGACCUGAAGAAUGACACGAUUAAGGUUGAGGACAAAGAAAAAGAAGAACCAGAACCACCGGAAUCGGCUAUUUUUCAUCCAGAUUUUAUUGGAGAUGAAAAAAAGAAAAUGGAAAAAUGGAUCAAGAAACUAUACAACUACCGGCAGAAGGCAUUUUCAGAAUAAACUAGAUAUUAUUUUACUUAAUAAAGCAAUUAGAAGAUAUCA
Messenger RNA from Eupeodes corollae, 855 nucleotides. RefSeq names its product serine/threonine-protein kinase fray2. The transcript is spliced from 2 exons. Lineage: Eukaryota; Metazoa; Arthropoda; Insecta; Diptera; Syrphidae. The record is from RefSeq and is a predicted model, not a curated record. The coding region runs from base 112 to 813 and encodes 233 amino acids.